Messenger RNA from Opisthorchis viverrini, 2521 nucleotides. RefSeq lists its product as hypothetical. NCBI's taxonomy places the organism in Eukaryota, Metazoa, Platyhelminthes, Trematoda, Opisthorchiida, Opisthorchiidae. The record is from RefSeq and is a predicted model, not a curated record. Bases 89 to 2521 code for a protein of 810 amino acids. The transcript has 17 exons.
GACAGUUUGAAACUUUUUGUGGUUUCCGGACGGGAUGCAUGAAGAUAUAUUCACCGAUGAUGUUUGCGGGCAGCAAUCCGACUGGUAAAUGGAAGAACUGUUUUUCAGAUCUUUAAGGAAUAUAAUCGAAAAACUGUAUCAGUUGCAGCAUGAAAAGGAUAGUCUGAAGGAAGAAAACAUGAAGCUUCAAGGACAGCUAGAUUCAGCGGAAGAAACAAUCAAAGAUUGCUACAGCCGCCUAAUUACUCUAACUAACGAAGUUAAUAGUUUUUCCGAGGCAGUAAUGGAGCGUAACAACCUGCUGGAACAAUUGGAUGAGAGUCAUUCCCAAUAUGUAGCAUUGAAGGAGUUGCAUGAAAAACAGAUUCAUCACUCUCAUCUUUGCGAAACCGAGCUGCAGCGGGCACGAGAAAACAACCUUGGAUUAUUAGAAAAGAUAACUGCGCUAGAAAAAACGCUACUGGACAAAUCCUCUCAGUUGUCAGAGCUCGUUGAUGUGAUACAUGAUUAUGAGAAUGUGCUUGAUCAAAGGCAAAAUGUUAUCCAAACGAGGGAUAAUGAGAUCACUAAGAUCAUUCAACAAAAUACAUCGAACACUAAUCCAGGAGAUAAUGCUCACAACCUUUUGAAAGGAGCAUGCAUAGAAAAUGGUGUUCCAAACCCACUCCCUCUGAACAAUACCAACUUAUCUCAGUCGACUCCUCUGAUACGCAUUCAUAGUCCGGCAAUACUAGUCCAACAAAAGAGUCUGGCAGACGAAAUCUCUGAAGUAGAUUCGCAAGCAAGCAACACAUCUGGCGGGCCGAAGACAAAACAAACAACUGAACUUCAUGAAGUUGAAGUACAAACUGAACAGGGCGAGAAAUCCCCACCAGAAGAGGUCCAAAACAAAUGCACGGACUUUAACUCUUUGUUGCAAGAUGUGCUAAAAGCUUUACACUACAUUACGUUGGAAACCACACGCAGAGAAAUCGCUUCUGAUGCUUUGCCAAUCUCUGAAGUCGGUGGCCUCAGUGUCUUGAAACGAUCCAAGCUGAAGUCUACCGGAUUUCGUUUCACUAAGAGCUUUACUUUGCAACCUUCCACCGUAUGGCUAUGUCAACAAAUCAACACUCAAUUGGAAACUAUAAUCUCAAGCUUAUCCAGAAACCGCAAAUCAACACAGAAAUAUCCAGCCUCUGAAGACGAAAACUACAAGCGCCGUACUCUAGUGUCCCAGAGUGCAUCACGAUGGGUCUCGGAGCCAACAUUGUACUUCGUAAAGCAGCCCGAUGACGUCAAAAUCGGUGCAGUUGAAUUCUUCUCGGUCGCUGGAUUGGGGAACAGUAGGGGUGAUAUCCCAGACAGCGCGCUAUCUACUACAACUGAUUUGAAACAGGCGAUCCCAAGCUUGAUAGCUAAAAAAAUUCCCUAUUGGAGAACAAGUGAAACGAUGUCGUCAGAAAAGUUGAUUUGUGCUCUGGAGAUGGAAAUGCAGGAAUUCAAACUGGCUCACAGAGGAACAAAAUCCGAAAAUUCUUUGCAGGAGUUUAUUAUGAAACGAGAAAUAAAUCAACUUCAGAAUAUGAUGCUGCAACUUGGAUUAUUUAUGGAGAACCUUAAUCAUUUUGUCCACCUGGGCCAGGCGGACGAAAGGAAUUCACGAACCAGCAACAGCAGAAAAACUAAUGAUAUGCAACUGGCUUCCGACGAAUGGAAAUUAAUCGUCUCUCACUUAGAAAAUCUAUUCACCCGGAUACUGGAUCAUAUUGAUUUGAUUGAGUCACAUUCUACUGUAUGCAAUAUCCAGCCAGAUCAAGCGGGUGAUCAAGUAUGUCUAUCGACAAGAAACGCGCUCCAACUCUUUGACUCCAUUUUGCGAAGCCCACGAAGUGUGAUGACGCAAACUGACGAAAAAAUUGUGCAGCUACUUUCCAGAAUGUCAGAGGGGACUUCUACCUGUUCGGUUGUACAGAAUAACGGUGAUCGUCCCGAACUGGUCACACCAAAUAACCCCUAUUCAAUUCCAGUUCCACUUAAGUCUGGAACAUUGUUGAGAAUGCAAGUUAACUCUUCAUGGAUAUCCUAUAUCCGGGACGUUUUCCAAAGGAGAACAUUCGGUGAGGUAAUCCUCGUGGUAAAUAAGUGCCGUGAAAAUGUUAUCAAACAGGUUGGCGACAGAGAACGUAUAUUGAAGGUCCUGGGACGUUUAUCCAAAACAGUUCUGCAACUGAUUUUCAGCCUCGUCGCAAACAGCUGCCAUGACAGGAACAAUUGUGUAACUUCACUUCGAUGCAAACUCACUAUGCUUGCACUUACUGGAUUCACCGUUGGACUUUUAGUUUCUGAAUAUUCAGGUGGUCGAAAAUCGAUUUUUACGUUAUGGCCAGGUAGCAUCCAGGAAGUGGAACGUACUGAUUUCGACAAGUCACAUUCUGUCAGCCUGUUGUUCGAUCCAGUUGGCUGGCUAUACUCAAAGUUUUUGGCUUCGGGUAUCAAAACCAGGCAGAUCCUCGCUUUCACUUUCGCCCAUACUUUCUAA